CCAAGGAGCCUGUCACAUGAGCUGCACUCCCGCUCCGCUCUCCCUCCUCCCGGCUGGGCUGUGUGAAUGAAGCUCUGCGGGCUACGUGGGGCGCUAGCUCUACUGGCCGUGUGGAACGCCAGAGCCAACUGAGCGCGCUGCCCACCGCCGGUGGACACGGGCUCCGCUGCGCCGGACCUCGGUGACAGAACAAAUCAGUUGCCUGGAGUUGGAUGUGUCCCUGUGAUAACUUCAGUGGAAGUUGCACGGAGUAAAUGAGGGAAACCCAGAAGUUGAAGCAUUAAAAACCAGUUUGAGUGCCUUAGAAUCUUGCAGAAAGCAGAACUGCACAGUUCCAUUUCCGUCUACACCCUCCUUUAAGUCCCCCUGCCAAACUGGGAGCCUCUGGGAAGCUCUGAUCCUGUGACCCCAGUGUGGGAGAAGAUAGUACAGGAUGGCCAUGUGGCAUGGAGCCAUGGAUAACAGAGGCUUUCAGCAGGGGAGUUUUAGUAGCUUCCAGAGCAGCUCUAGUGAUGAAGACUUGAUGGACAUCCCAGGGACUGCUAUGGAUUUCUCCAUGAGAGAUGAGGUGCCUUCUUUAGAUCGAGAAAUAGAAGGGCACAAGUCAUACAAUGGUCGUGGAAUAGGCCCUUCAAAUAGAAUCAUGGACUUCUUGGAGGAGCCAAUCCCCGGUGUAGGGACUUACGAUGAUUUCAACACAAUUGAUUGGGUGAGAGAGAAAUCUCGGGACCGAGAUAGGCACCGAGAGAUUACCAAUAAAAGCAAAGAAUCAACCUGGGCCUUAAUUCACAGUGUGAGCGAUGCGUUUUCUGGCUGGUUGUUAAUGCUCCUUGUUGGACUUUUAUCAGGCUCCUUAGCUGGCCUGAUAGACAUCUCUGCUCACUGGAUGACAGACUUAAAAGAAGGGAUAUGCACAGAGGGAUUCUGGUUUAACCAUGAACACUGUUGCUGGAAUUCCGAGAAUGUCACCUUUGAAGAAAGAGACAAAUGUCCAGAAUGGAAUAGCUGGUCCCAGCUUCUCAUCAGUACAGAUCAGGGGGCCUUUGCCUACAUAGUCAAUUAUUUCAUGUAUGUCCUCUGGGCUCUCCUGUUUGCUUUCCUUGCCGUAUCUCUUGUCAAGGCAUUUGCACCUUAUGCCUGUGGCUCUGGAAUCCCUGAAAUAAAAACUAUCCUGAGUGGUUUCAUUAUUAGGGGCUAUUUGGGUAAGUGGACUCUUGUCAUCAAAACUAUCACUUUGGUGCUGGCAGUAUCAUCAGGCUUGAGCCUGGGCAAAGAGGGCCCCCUAGUGCACGUGGCUUGCUGCUGUGGGAACAUCCUGUGCCACUGCUUCAACAAAUAUCGGAAGAAUGAAGCCAAGCGCAGAGAGGUCUUAUCAGCUGCAGCAGCUGCUGGUGUAUCUGUAGCCUUUGGGGCCCCUAUUGGUGGAGUAUUAUUCAGCCUGGAAGAGGUCAGCUACUAUUUUCCCCUCAAAACACUAUGGCGUUCAUUCUUUGCUGCUCUGGUGGCAGCAUUCACACUCCGCUCCAUCAAUCCAUUUGGAAACAGCCGCUUAGUUCUAUUUUAUGUGGAGUUUCACACCCCAUGGCAUCUUUUUGAGCUUGUGCCAUUCAUUGUGCUUGGCAUAUUCGGUGGCCUUUGGGGAGCCCUAUUUAUCCGCACAAACAUUGCCUGGUGUCGGAAGCGCAAAACCACACAGUUGGGCAAGUAUCCUGUGGUAGAGGUACUCAUUGUGACAGCCAUCACUGCCAUCUUGGCUUUCCCCAAUGAAUAUACCCGGAUGAGCACGAGUGAGCUCAUUUCUGAGCUGUUCAAUGACUGUGGCCUUCUGGACUCCUCCAAGCUCUGUGAUUAUGAGAACCAUUUCAACACAAGCAAAGGCAGUGAGCUGCCUGACAGACCGGCUGGUGCGGGAGUCUACAAUGCCAUGUGGCAGCUGGCUUUGACACUCAUAUUGAAAAUAGUCAUUACUAUAUUCACCUUUGGCAUGAAGAUUCCAUCUGGUCUCUUUAUCCCCAGCAUGGCUGUUGGUGCUAUAGCAGGCCGUCUUUUAGGAGUAGGAAUGGAGCAGCUGGCUUAUUACCACCAUGAUUGGGGCAUCUUCAAUAGCUGGUGCAGUCAGGGAGCCGAUUGCAUCACACCUGGCCUUUAUGCCAUGGUUGGGGCUGCAGCCUGCUUAGGUGGGGUGACUCGGAUGACUGUUUCUCUUGUUGUCAUAAUGUUUGAACUGACUGGUGGCCUGGAAUAUAUUGUGCCUCUGAUGGCUGCAGCUAUGACAAGCAAGUGGGUGGCAGAUGCUCUUGGGCGAGAGGGCAUUUAUGAUGCCCACAUUCGUCUCAAUGGAUACCCCUUUCUUGAAGCCAAAGAAGAAUUCGCUCAUAAAACUCUGGCAAUGGAUGUCAUGAAGCCCCGUAGGAAUGAUCCUCUGUUGACAGUCCUUACUCAGGACAGUAUGACUGUGGAAGACAUAGAAACCAUAAUCAGUGAGACCACUUACAGUGGUUUUCCAGUGGUGGUGUCCCGGGAGUCGCAAAGACUCGUAGGCUUUGUUCUCCGAAGAGAUCUCAUUAUUUCAGUUGAGAAUGCUCGGAAGAAACAAGAUGGGGUUGUGAGCACUUCCAUCAUUUACUUCACUGAACACUCACCUCUGAUGCCACCAUAUACUCCACCUACCCUGAAGCUUCGGAACAUCCUAGAUCUCAGCCCCUUCACUGUGACAGACCUGACGCCAAUGGAGAUCGUAGUGGAUAUCUUCCGCAAGCUGGGACUGCGACAGUGCCUGGUUACACACAAUGGGCGUUUACUUGGAAUCAUUACAAAAAAGGAUGUGUUAAAGCAUAUAGCACAGAUGGCAAACCAAGACCCUGAUUCCAUUCUCUUCAACUAGAAUUGUGGUAUUGUUUUGGAUAUAAAAGAAGAAUAUUGUGGACCAUGGAUAUAUUUUAUUAACUGGGUACCCAAAACACAUUUCCAUAUUUGGAUGGUGAAGUCAUAUUAGUGUGUGGUCUGUUUCCUACAAGUUAACCAGUUGCACUACAUAAUUUCUGGAAAUCAAUCUCUUUAGGAGAAAAUACAGUUAGGCUUAUGUGAUACUGCAUUAGGAAGGGUUCAAGAAAGAGUAAACAAGAUUGCUAUGGUUUAAUUAUGUUUGUUCUUUAAAAUAUUUCUUUUUAAUUUAAAAAUGAUUGUUAGCCAAUAUGCAAUCACUGAAAACUAUGCAAGAAAAAUUCCAACUAUUCUGACAUAUAGCCUGCAGGAAACUCAUGUAUGCAGGGGGGACUCUAACUGUCAUUGGUGGGAGAUGAAGUGUGAAAGGGCUUUACCUUUCAAGCCACAGAAAGGAAAGCCAGAAGGACAUAACAAUGGCAUUUUCUAGACUGUGAAGAUUCACUUAAGUUUUUACCCCUGUUACAGUAUCUAGCGUUAUUAGUUUUGUUAUGUUUACCUUCUCAUUAGAAGACAGUGCUGCUUUGGUUAAUCUCCUCCAGGUGAAGUAGAGGGGUUGACCUUGAGAGCCUGCUGCUCUUGGUCUUUUGAUGUGCACAAAGUUAAGUUACAGAGCUUUCUCCUUGGCUGCAGAAAGGCUAAUUUUCCAAAUGGCAAUGCUAGCUAGUAGACGAGGACCUCAUUAGGAAUUUAUUAGUUAGCGAGGAAUUAUUUCUUCCGGUUUUCUUGAAAUGAAGAUAGGUAAACUCUGAGCAAAUGUCGGUGACUAGGAAAUUCACAUUUUGUGAGGUCCUAACCAAAUCUCUUACCCAGAUGCCACCUUCAUGGAUGAUGGUGCUUUAGGCUUCUGGAAUAAGAACAGUAUAUGGAAGUGAGUCUAAGUUGAUUACUGGUAAAGCAGGGAGAUUUAGACCUGCAUCAAUUUCCUGAUGCUUUCCUUUGAGAAGACAGCCAGUACUAAAAUAACUGGAUACUCCGCCUAGUGUGGAGCAUGCAGAACAGGCCAUUGGUCCUGUGAGCAUAGAGUAGGCUUGAGCUACUUCCAUGUGGAAGGAACUGGAACAGGAAAGGCAACAGUAGCUACCUUGAGGUGCCAUCCUUGGAAAUCUAACUAAAAUGCAGAGCCAUCCUAAAACCUAGGUAUAUGGAUGUGGCCUGAUGACACCAAAGGUGCUUGUACCCAGUUCAAAAGGUGCCUGUCUCAAUUUCCUACCACAUUGGUGGCAGUUUAAAAAAAAUCACAUGAUAGAAGCACCUGGUAGAAUUAAAGAACUACCACCAGCAUUCUGACUACUCUUUCAUCUUCUCUCAUAUUCUCUCUUCAUUCUGUUUACCUUUCUUCUCAGCACUGAAUCUUCUGUAGGAUGGAACAGUAAGCUUAAUCAUUCCUAAUAACAACAAAGAUACCUACUAGGGUUAGUUAGAUUGUAAACCAAAGCUCAGCAGUCUCACAGCACUUGGACUAGAGGUGACACCCAGCCUUUUUGUUUGCCAUGUGGCCCCACUGCUACUGCCACGCCUCUGUUUCAGUCUAAGAUGCCCAUGGUAGCGAGACCACGCUGUUGGGUAAGACUUCAGCCUUGUUCAUCUUACAACUCUGUUCCUAAUAUUUCCUACUAUCCUUAUAGUCCAGAAUUAGCGGCACUUGGCACAUUCCCGUGUUUAACCAACACCUCCCAAGCAACUCAGUGUACCUCAUUUUAAAAGUUGUUGAUCCACAAGUCAAGGACUUUUUUUUAACCCCGGGUUUCAUCAUUCCAAAAUAAAAAAAAUUCUUUUAUUAUCCAGGGCUGAGUAGCCAAGGCAUAUUUUGAUUUUUAUCUUUACUAUAUCAAAGUAGCGACCAGAGUUCCUCCUUUUAAGUAUAUUGCUCUGGCAUUUUAAUGAAAAAGAAUGCUUCAGGGAAUGUGGUAUCAUAAUCAUGGCUUUGUGGCUUUAUGUCUUGUCUCCUCUGUACCACUGCAUUCUUUGUAUCAGAUGAGACUCUGCCUGACCACCCAGUGUAUUGUGUGGAGAUCAGAGUUCUUGCCUGUACAUUUCAGGUUCAGUCAAGACCUUUCAUUAGUGGCCCUGCCUCUGUAAGCAUUACAAAGCAAGAAACAUUGCUAUGUCUGGUACUUGAUGACAAGGGCAGGUUUGGUCAUAUCUCAUAGAGCAGCAGUGACAUGGAGAGUAUCUUGUUUGCCUUUGCAUCUCUUCUAGUUUAUUGCUUUUUUCUUCCUUAUACACAGAUAGCCAGUGUUAAGGUGCUACUUCAGAGAAUAAAUCUAAGAAAUCAGAUAACACUGUGCAAAUGGAUAAUUUCUAGAUGCUAAGCACCAAUGGGCCCUCCAGAUAAUUGGCAAUAUCCCAUGAUACCUCAUUCCUUAGUUUCAGCUUAGUUUCUCAGGAAUCCUUUUAGCUUGUAUGCUAGAAAUAGCUGUAGUGUAUGGUGUCCAUUGUAUGUUGAAUCCUAUGAUUUAGCUCAAAGUUUAGCGAGCCUAGCACCUUGACACACAAUGCUUCUUGUCUUGAGGUAAAGGGAAGUUCUUCCUGUCAUUGCCAUUCCAUUCUAUCAGUUAGAUAUUCCUAAAAACAAAACAAAACAAGAAUUAAAAAAAAAAAAACAGUAAAGGAAAGUCGGCUAGUAGCUUCAAAUGACUACAUACCUCAAUGGUAAAAUACUGGAUAAUUUAAUAUUUUAAAAUGAAUUUAGACAAGUUUAUUUUAGUACUGGAAAAGGAAAUAGCAUGGUGUAAGGAAAAUGUUUACAGAGGAACGCCAAUAAAUGCCCCAAGAGUGUGAAUUUUCCAAGGAAAUAAAACUGGAAGAAGUCUAGCCACAAAGCAAAUUCAUGGAUUUGUGAAACUUGUAACUGCUAAAUUUUAUAUCUUUACACCUUCAAUGGAAAGAACUUUUUUUUUUCCCCAGAGCUGAGGAUUGAACCCAGGGCCUUGAGCUUGCUAGGCAAGUACUCUGCCACUGAGCCAAGUCCCUAACUCCCAAUGGAAAGAACUUAAUGAGAGAUUUUCAUAGUUAGCUCAAUUGGAGACAACAAACUGAGGCCUGGCAAUGUGAAGUAAUAGCUGUUAAAUAUUAUUUCUACUUUGAUAUUUGGUUAAAAACAGCCAAAUUGCAAUAGCCUCUUGUUUCUGGUACCAGGCUGUCGCUGCAAAGUGAUGUAGUCCACAGAACAGAGUACCUCUGGUGGAUUAGAUGAAAUUGAUGAUACUUGAAAUUGUCCAGCUGGCACAGCAGACAAUUCAUUUGCUAGUUUAACUGCAAAACAGGCCCAUUGUUUUGGCACUAAAGUCGAAAUCGAAACUCUUUACAGGAUGAGCAGGGGCCUUUCUAAAAAGAUCAGUCUCUGAAUGUGUGGGCUCAACAUUACUGUUCGAAAACCUUCAUCUUUGCAACUGCCUCUGGGAUUGUUAGAGUUCUCUUUGGGGGAGGGGGAGGCAUUGAAGAUGAUGACACUAGAAGAAACCUGCUUAACAAAAUCUGGGUGGCGCUUGGAAGUAUGAAGAAAGCCAUCCUGUUUCCCAACCCAUGCAUCUUAGCAUAAGGUAGGCAGAAGUGCUUAAUUAUGUGCCUCAAAAGGAAAGAAAGGCAGAUCAUACUUAAGUCCAGGAUUCCCAAACAAACUAGAGCCUCAAAGCACUAUUUGGUUUAAGGACAGUCUAGUUUUGUGGAGAGGGUCAACCUAAGUCAUUUACUCUAGGAGGAACAUACCAUGCGAAUAUCUAGAUGAUAAACGUUUGACCAUUUUUGUUUUAAGCCUCCCUACUUUGUCCUUAUUCUGUAUUGAAAAUCAGCUGUUUUCUCCCAUUGCAGCUCAAGAGCUGUGUAAGUUUGGAGAUGAGUGGGCACAACAGUGCUGGGCAAUUGCUGGGCUUUGCAUCAGUUUCAGUCAUUUGUUCUAAGGAGAAAAGUUCUUGGAAAAGAAUGUACUAACAAUUUCAGGCUACUCCCUAUACAUUUGCUGCCCACAUCCUCAUUACUAAGCAUCUGCAUCUGGGCAAAGUUAUGAAGAGAUGAAGGGAAGAAAAGGAGUUUUUCUGUGAUGUUUCUACGAUUUUGCCAAAUCCUGCAAGGAGGAUGUGAUAUGUGGACUUUUCUCUCUCUCUCUCUCUCUCUCUCUCUCUCUCUCUCUCUCUCUCUCUCUCUCUCCUUUCCUUUCUCUCUGUCUCUUUCUCCUUCCCUGUCUUCCUCUUUCUCUUCCUCUCUCCUUCCCUCCCUCUCUCUGUAUUUCUCUCCCUCCAUCUAUCCUUUCUUUUUUUCAUGGGGACUAUCAGGUUACCCAGUUCAACCCAACCAUAUAGUCAAAAAUUCCUACCUCUAAGUUGCUACCAAAGGGUCUUUGGCCUGCAUGUGCACACUUGUCAAAUGAAUACCCUGACUAAUGUUUGGCCUUUUGAGGAGAAAUUGUGUGAUGGUACAUAUAAGGCAGAAAGGCAAUCUGCUUCUGCCUCUGCCUCUUCUUUUGUUCCCCCUACCAUGUGUAUCAUAAAUUAAACUCCUCCCCAAUUUUAUGAGCAUGUUGUUUUAAUAUGGACUUUGGUGGGUAGGAAGAGGAUGAUCCUGAGAAGAGAAUCAAAACUCCUCAGUUGGUGAGAGGCCAUGGUAGUUUUCUCACUCCACAGUAGGAGCCAAAGCCAGCAAAACUUACUGGGAGUGCUGAGGGCUUUAGCUGUAUUAUAUAUUAGUCCAAAUAUGCUGGUAAUAUGAGUUAGCUUAGGAUUUAAUUAGAAAAAUGUCAUUUAGUGACAUGGGGAAGAAAACAGGACCUGUGAUUUUUUUUCUUUUUAAAUCAAAAUGGGAUUGUUCAGCCUUGCCAUUAAGUAGAGGGUACUUCAGAAUAUAUGAUCCCCUUCCCUCCAUUCACUUUCUCACCUUUCACAUUCCUUUCUUCUCCAUUAUCCUGCCUUUUUAGUAUUCAGCUUUUUAUACAAGUAUUUACUUUUUUUUUUUUUUUUUUACUAUAUAUUUGGUCCUUUGGUACUGUGUGAUGAUUAAAUUGUAUUCCAUUCAAGAUAAAAUUAUAUGUUUGAUAUUUUAUUCUCUUAAAUUGUCUUUUGAAGCUAUGCUGCUAUCCAGGUACAGGCCAGGAAGGAAUUGGGCCUGACAGCAUCUUGGUCAUGUCACCAGAGGGUGACUAUAAUGUCAUGAUGAUGACUCUUCUUGAUUUGACCAAGGCCAGCCUCCUGUUUAUACCUCUGCCCAUUCAUUUCUGGCCAUGGGAAAUAUACCAGCUAUUGGGUGAGCCAUUGAAGCCAGGAGGAUCAGAAGGUCCAGGAACCAGCCCAUGGACACCAUGUGAAUUUCUCUGUAUGAAGCUCAUUUAUAGGGCUGGCUUCAGUCGCAGUAGCCAAAGAAAAUCUGUCUGACUGGACAUUUGAAUUCCUAAGAGUUGGUCAAAGUUGAGCUGAAGCUAACACAUAGAUAUCUGUAGUAGCUUGGCAUCCAGAAAUGAGCUUCAACCAAAGCUAGUACAGUCCAAGUUUCUGCAGGAAGCUUGAUACUGAGCUGUUCAGAUCAGUCUUUUAUCAGAGUGUUGCCAACCCUUCAGCCAUGCUUUUGUAGCUUUUUUCCUCUCCUGCUUAUAGGCACAGUCCAAUCCAAAGCUGUGGCUUACUGCUCACUUUGUUCUGCUCCCUGGUCACGUAUGGUGACAUAGUGUAGAAAGGAAAAAUGAUUGGGGAGUUAGGUGACCUGGUUUGUAUUCCCUAUGCUUCUACUAACUAGCCUCAAGAUCUUAACCGCUCUGUGCCUCAGUGUUCCCAUCUGCAAAAUGGGGAUAGUGUAAAUUUCCCUACCUACCUCACAGGGUUGUUGUGAGGAUAAACUGAGACAAUGAAUGGAAAGCACUUUAACAAGUGCUAUGCAAAUUGUAAGAAAUGGAAACAAUCAUGUUUAAGGCAAUGCAAUGGACAUUAGCAGAAGGGUUAGUGCAAUUGUCCAGCCCUUUCUCUGUGUGGCUUAAAUCUAGGUUGCCAUUGCUUUCUACAUUUUCACUUAGCACAGAUUUGUAAUUAUGCAUGUAAUAAAGCACAGCCUUAUCCAA
Messenger RNA from Meriones unguiculatus (Mongolian gerbil), 8986 nucleotides. RefSeq names its product chloride voltage-gated channel 5 (gene Clcn5). Gene Ontology annotation, cellular component: early endosome; Golgi apparatus; membrane. Gene Ontology annotation, biological process: chloride transport; transmembrane transport. Bases 434 to 2884 code for a protein of 816 amino acids. The record is from RefSeq and is a predicted model, not a curated record. The transcript has 15 exons. Gene Ontology annotation, molecular function: voltage-gated chloride channel activity. Lineage: Eukaryota; Metazoa; Chordata; Mammalia; Rodentia; Muridae.